CUCAUUAUUAUUAAGGUUUUAUCUCUCUCUCUCUAUAUUUCUCUCUCACUAUAUCUAUACAUCUGUGUCACAUAUAGACAGAGUGUUGUAUUCCAGUGUGUGUGUGUGUUUUCUUCAGCCAUGGCAAUCGCAGCAGCACUUGUCAUCGUUCCUAUUGGCGUCCUCUUCUUCCUCUCUGGUCUCAUCGUUAAUCUCAUUCAGGCGAUUAUAUUUGUAACAGUACGGCCGUUUUCGAAAAGUUUGUUUAGAAGGAUGAACAGAUUGGUUGCUGAACUGUUGUGGCUUGAACUUGUUUGGAUCGUUGAUUGGUGGGCUGGUGUUAAGGUCCGCCUAUACACAGAUGACGAGACUUUAAAUAUGAUGGGUAAGGAACAUGCUCUUGUCAUUGCGAACCAUAAAAGUGAUAUUGAUUGGCUCAUUGGAUGGGUGUUUGCUCAGAGAUCAGGGUGUCUUGGUAGUUGCUUGGCUGUCAUGAAGAAAUCGUCAAAAUUUCUUCCUGUAAUUGGUUGGUCAAUGUGGUUUUCUGAGUAUCUUUUUCUUGAGAGAAGUUGGGCUAAAGAUGAAAGUACUUUAAAGUCAGGUCUUCAACGCUUAAGAGACUACCCUCAGCCCUUUUGGUUGGCCCUUUUUGUGGAGGGGACUCGGUUUACUAAAGCAAAACUUUUAGCAGCUCAAGAAUAUGCAUCCUCCAUGGGGCUGCCUGUUCCUAGAAAUGUUUUAAUUCCACGAACAAAGGGGUUUGUUACUUCAGUGAGUGAGAUGAGAUCUUUUGCUCCUGCAAUUAUCGAUAUGACAGUUGCUAUUCCUAAAGAUUCAACCCCACCAACAAUGCUGAGGCUCUUUAAAGGGCAGUCUUCUGUGAUUGAUGUCAGAGUAAAGCGCCAUUUGAUGAAGGAUCUGCCAGAAACCGAUGAAGCUGUUGCACAAUGGUGUAAAGAUAUUUUUGUUGUCAAGGAUGAUCUAUUAGACAAGCAUAAAGAAGCAGACGGCUUUACAGAUUUAGAGCUCCGUGACAUUGGCCGACCAUUGAAGUCUCUUGUGGUGGUCGUUUCUUGGGCUUGCCUGCUUGUAUUUGGUGCCUUCAAGUUCUUGCAAUGGUCUAAUCUUCUAUCUUCAUGGAAGGGACUCACAUUCACUGCAAUUGGGUUGGCUGUUGUUACUAUUUCAAUGCAGAUCUUGAUUCAAUUCUCUCAAGCAGAACGUUCUACACCUGCAAAGGUGGCCCCCACACGAUCUACCAAUGGUGUUGAGCAAGAGAAAACACAUUGAGUUCAACUUGUUCUUGAAUAGUACUUAAAUGGAUUGACAACCUUUUUAAUUUCAUAUAGCCCUUCCUCUUCAUUCAUGAACAGAUGUGUGUAGUAAAGAACAGAAUGGCCUCUGUAUUGUCAAAUCUAUCUUGUUAAUUAUUAGCAUCGAUUUAAUUA
This is a messenger RNA of Erigeron canadensis, 1427 nucleotides long. RefSeq names its product 1-acyl-sn-glycerol-3-phosphate acyltransferase 2. Gene Ontology annotation, cellular component: endomembrane system. Gene Ontology annotation, molecular function: 1-acylglycerol-3-phosphate O-acyltransferase activity. The transcript is spliced from 11 exons. NCBI's taxonomy places the organism in Eukaryota, Viridiplantae, Streptophyta, Magnoliopsida, Asterales, Asteraceae. Bases 121 to 1269 code for a protein of 382 amino acids. The record is from RefSeq and is a predicted model, not a curated record.